Messenger RNA from Vicia faba (fava bean), 1656 nucleotides. The record is from the annotation of a GenBank genome assembly. NCBI's taxonomy places the organism in Eukaryota, Viridiplantae, Streptophyta, Magnoliopsida, Fabales, Fabaceae.
AUGGUUAGGGCUUUUAAUCAUCAAAGCAGCAUGCAGAAAUCAAAGUCUUUUCAUUUUAAAAAAAUGUUUGAAAUUCCUGGAAAACAUAUUCAAGGUUUCUUUGAUAAGGAUCAUGAUGAAGGAAAUGAUAAUCAUGAUCAUAAAGUUUAUUCAAAAAGCUUUGAAUCAAGAAAUACAAUUGAUAAUUCAUGUGAAGUUCAUCCAAUUGGAUUUUCUCUCAACAAUGAUCAUGUUCAACCAGAUGCACCUAAAAUACCUCCUAAGCCACCAACUGAAACUGAAUUGAUGAAGGAAAGAUUUGCUAAGUUACUUCUAGGAGAAGACAUGUCUGGUGCUGGAAAUGGUGUUUCAUCAGCAUUGGCUUUGUCGAAUGCCAUAACAAAUUUGGCUGCAUCGGUUUUUGGAGAACAAUCGAAGCUAGAACCGAUGUCGCAUGAUAGGAAAGUUAGGUGGAGAAAAGAAAUCGAAUGGCUUUUAUCUGUGACUGAUCACAUUGUUGAAUUUGCUCCCUCACAACAGUUGGCUAAGGAUGGAUCAACAAUGGAGAUUAUGACGACCCGACAAAGAAUCGAUCUGCUGAUGAACAUUCCCGCUUUGCGCAAGCUGGAUGCAAUGCUCAUUGACAUUUUGGACAACUUUAAAGAUGAAAAUGAAUUCUGGUAUGUCUCUAAAAACGACGAAGAGGCUGAAGGUAACACGGCCACUCAAAGAAAAAGCGACAAAUGGUGGCUACCGAUCGUUAAAGUUCCACCGGCAGGUUUAUCAGAUGGAGCUAUGAAAUGGAUACAGUUCCAAAAAGACAAUGUUAACCAAGUACUUAAAGCAGCCAUGGCGAUAAAUGCUCAAGUUCUAUCCGAAAUGGAAAUACCCGAUAACUACAUCGAAUCGCUCCCUAAGAACGGUAGAGAGAGUCUCGGUGAAUCAAUAUACAAGUGCAUAACUGUUGAAUACUUUGAUCCGGGACAAUUCUUAUCGACAAUGGACAUGUCCACGGAGCACAAAGUUCUUGACCUCAAGAAUAGGAUUGAAGCUUCCAUAGUUAUAUGGAAAAGGAAGAUGAACAAAGAUGGAAAAUCUUCAUGGAGUUCCGCGAUAAGCAUGGAGAAGAGAGAACUCUUCGAGGAGAGAGCAGAAACAAUAUUGCUCAUGAUCAAACAACAGUUUCCGGGACUUCCACAGUCUUCGCUUGAUAUCAGCAAAAUCCAAUACAACAAGGAUGUGGGACAAGCCAUUCUAGAGAGCUAUUCAAGAGUAAUAGAAAGUUUGGCUUAUACGGUUUUAUCAAGGAUCGAGGACAUCUUAUUCGUAGAUUCAAUGACGAAGAAUCCGUCACUGGCGACAUGUGGACGAACAUUCUCGUUGGAUUCUUUGCCAGUGUCUGAACAAACAUCUCCAAACUCCGAGGAAGGACUGGGAAGCUUGAAUUCAUCAGAGACGCCACCGUCAAUGACUCUCUCCGAUUUCAUGGGAUGGAAUUCAAACAAAAUUGGAAGUGAUUUGAAAAGGACUAACUCUACGGGCCACUUAGAAGACUUGAAAGAAAAAGACGAAAAGGCAUCGAUUAAAUCUCCGAGAGUCGGAACACCAAAGAAAAACUACUACUUAGAUAAGCUCGAGUAUUUGAGUGCUAUAAGAAGUCCUAUCGUACGACAUUAA